Molecule: messenger RNA, 816 nt
Organism: Chionomys nivalis (European snow vole)
Lineage: Eukaryota; Metazoa; Chordata; Mammalia; Rodentia; Cricetidae
Gene: Sco2
Product: protein SCO2 homolog, mitochondrial
Exons: 1
Coding region: 1-777 (258 amino acids)
Biological process (GO): intracellular copper ion homeostasis; mitochondrial respiratory chain complex IV assembly
Cellular component (GO): mitochondrial inner membrane
Molecular function (GO): copper ion binding; copper chaperone activity
Source: RefSeq, a predicted model, not a curated record
AUGGUGCUACAGGCUCUAGGGCCCAAAGCCUGGCCCAGGCUCUCUCAGUUCAAACCUCGAGUCCUUCUCCGGAUCCCAGGAGGUGAAACUCUGUAUGUAAAGUCCCGACACUGGUCAGGGCAGGGCCAGCCCAGAGGCCCUGGGCUAAGAACCAGGCUGCUGAUCACUGCUGUGUUUGGAGCUGGGCUGGGCUGGGCCUGGCUGGCAGCAAGAGCUGAGAAGGAACAGAGGCGCCAACAGCAACGGACAGAGGCCCUGCGCCAGGCUGCUGUGGGCCAGGGCGACUUCAGCCUAAUGGACCACAAAGGCCAGCCGCGAUGUAAAGCCGACUUUCGAGGCCAGUGGGUACUGAUGUACUUUGGCUUCACUCACUGCCCUGAUAUCUGCCCUGAUGAGCUGGAAAAACUGGUCCAGGUGGUCCAGAAGCUGGAGGCAGAGCCUGACCUGCCCCUGGUGCAGCCUGUCUUCAUCACUGUGGACCCAGAACGGGAUGAUGUGGCAGCCAUGGCCCGGUAUGUGAAGGACUUCCACCCAAGACUGCUGGGUCUGACUGGUUCGAAAGAACAAGUGGCCCAAGCUAGUCGCAACUACCGUGUAUACUACAGUGCUGGUCCCAAGGAUGAGGACCAGGACUAUAUUGUGGACCAUUCCAUUGCUAUCUACUUGCUCAACCCAGACGGUCUUUUCACGGACUACUAUGGUCGAAGCCGGUCAGCAGAGCAGAUUGUAGACAGUGUACGUCGGCACAUAGCUGCCUUCCAAAGCAUCCUGCCCUGAACAUCCUACCUAGGUCCUGUCGGUAAAUAAAUGAAUGUA